Messenger RNA from Rubroshorea leprosula, 1640 nucleotides. The record is from the annotation of a GenBank genome assembly. NCBI's taxonomy places the organism in Eukaryota, Viridiplantae, Streptophyta, Magnoliopsida, Malvales, Dipterocarpaceae.
AAAUAGAUUUGUGAGGAAAAACCCUUCUGCAAGAUGCAAGAAGUGGUUGUAGUUUUCCAUUUAUAUAUAAUUACAGGAUGAAAUUUGAAUCUUAAUUACAAUAAUUGUAGAAAUAGCCGUUGGUUAAAAUCACUGAUUUGAAGCCUUAAUGGUUGAUUGCAUCUUCCUAUUAUCUUGGAGAUUAGUUGCUAGAUUCUUGCUGGAGUCAAUUAAUUUUGAUUUGCUGUGAUUUUGAAAAUCAAAUGCCUUGCUUGAAUCAUGGACAGCAUUUAAACUCGAUGAUCUUUGAGCCCCAUUUAAACUUGAUGCCUUGCUUGAAUCAUGUUGCCUUGAAUCACGGAUAGCAUUUAAACCUAAUGAUCUUUGAUAUUUAUCAAAUGUGUUUACACUGUUACCAAAGUUGUGGCGAUUUUAAUGCUCUUAGGAAGGGUUGUUGGAAAAGAAAAGAAAGUGAAAUCGAUGUUACUUCCAUUGAUGUGUCCUGUGGUGAUGAGUUUGAGAAUGGGUUGGGACCUAGCAAGUUCUCUUACAAUGAAUUGUCAAAAGCAUCAAAGAAUUUUGCAAAUGAAGAGAAGCUUGGUGAGGGAGGAUUUGGAGCAGUUUAUAAAGGUGUAUUGAGGGAUUCCAAUAGAAAUGUUGCAAUUAAAAGGGUUUGGAGGAUGUCCAAACAAGGGAUAAAAAGGUAUGAAUCAAAAGUAAAGAUUAUUAGUCCAUUGAGGCAUAGAAAUUUGGUGAAGCUUAUUGGCUGGUGCCAUGAAAAGGAACUCUUAUUUGCUUACGAGUUCAUGCCUGGGGGCAGCUUGGAUUUCCAUCUAUUCAAACGGAAAAGCUUGUUACCAUGGGAUAUUAGAUACAAAAUUGCGCAAGGCUUAGCAUCAACAUUAUUGUAUCUACAAGAAGGAGAUUUUUGUGUACUACAUAGGGAUAUAAAAGCAAGUAACAUUAUGUUAGAUUCGGCUUUCAAUGCAAAGUUUGGAGAUUUUGGGUUAGCUAGGUUGGUUGACCAUGAAAAAGGUUCACAAACAACACUAUUGACUGGGACUACAGGCUACAUGACUCCUAAGUGUCACACAACAGGUAAGGCAAACAAGGAGUCAGAUGUUUAUUGAUUUGGAGUUGUGGCACUUGAAGUUACGUGUGGUAGAAGGUCAAUAGACCCCAGCUGUGAUGAGCUUCUAGUGGCUUGGGUUUAGGAAGCACAUGGGAAUCAAAUGCUUCUUGAUGUAGCUGACAAGAAACUCUCUGCAAGUUUUAAUGUGAAAGAGAUGGAGUGUUUGUUGCUUGCUGGCGGUUAUGGUGUGUGCAUCCUUCCCCCAAUAUGAGGCCAUCAAUUAGGCAAGCAAUCCAGGUGCUUAAUUUUGAGGCAGCACUUCCAAACUAUCAUGUAAGAGGCCUAUUUCCAAUUAUGAUAUCUCUAUUACUUCAAUCAUCAAAGAAAGUGAACCUAAUUCAUUGAGCAUUACCAUCCCUCGCUAAUUUUCAUAUCAAACCCCAUGUAAAUUCAUGCUUAUUAUAAACAAGUGUGUUUAUUGUUCGAGAUUAAUAUGUAUGCCUUGCAUUUCAUCUUGAAUCUUCAAUUCUUAUGGCGUUUUUGUGCUUGUAAAUCUGUUUAUUUGAACAAUUAAAAUUUUUGUUAAUCA